Messenger RNA from Ostrea edulis (European flat oyster), 1725 nucleotides. Its product is annotated as IgGFc-binding protein-like. Bases 75 to 1565 code for a protein of 496 amino acids. NCBI's taxonomy places the organism in Eukaryota, Metazoa, Mollusca, Bivalvia, Ostreida, Ostreidae. The transcript is spliced from 5 exons. The record is from RefSeq and is a predicted model, not a curated record.
GUGGCCCUUCUGAUAGCGUCAUUUUAUCUUACAUCGACGUGACUGUGAAUAGAGGCAGUAUAUUUAUUCCUACCAUGAAUUCAUUGUGGAGGGUGAUCAUAUUGCUGCCCCUGGCACACUGUGCCCUAGAUAGCAGAGGGACACACUUCCUCAUUGCUUUCCUAGACAACUUGGCCACCAAGCAUCAAGAUAUCAGUCCUGAGAUAUUCAUCACCACGGCCAGCAACACACCGGUUCAUGUCCACGUGACUUCACCCGGUAGUUCCAAUCCUCAUGUCAACGAACGUUUUGUGAUCAUCCGCGGAGUGGUUCAUCGACUAGCAGUCAACCCUGACUUCCGGUUAGAUCACACUGAGAUGUCUCACAAGGCUAUAGAGAUAACGGCAGAUGAGGAAAUAGUUGUGUACGGGGUUAACAGAGAAGUUCAUUCGGACGAUGGAUACCUUGCUCUGCCUACUGACGUCCUAGGGUCAGAAUAUUACACCAUAUCUUAUGCGCCAUCAUAUUACUAUUGUGUCUUUGCCGUUAUUGCUACCAAAAACAACACUCAUGUCGCCAUUAAACUUCCAAAUCACAAGAAUGUCACCGUUCAUUACAAACAUCACACUUAUCACAGAAACCAGUGGAUUAAUGUCACCAUGAAUAGAUAUGAUACCUUUCAGAUUAGUUCUGUUGGAGAUCUAACCGGAAGUCACGUCAUUUCCGAUAAUCCCAUAGGUGUCAUCAGCGGAAACAAAAAAGCAAUCGUUGCCAAUACUGGAAAUUCGCGUGACCAUCUGACUGAGAUGUUGCUACCCGUUCGAGCGUGGGGCAAAAACUUUGCCACAGUACCAAUUCCUGAGAGAACCGUGGGAGAUCUUUUCCGGUUCGUAGCCAGUCAAGACAACACUGAAGUCAAUAUCACUGGUAAAAUUAACGGUACCCUUUUCUCUGAUCACUUUGUCAUCCCCCAUGCUGGAGGUCACGUACAGAAGAUGUACAGUUCGUUUCUGUAUUCCCACGUGGUCGCCAGUAAACCAAUUGCCCUGUACGAAUUCUCAGUGACCCAGACCAGGAAUGAAAGUGCCGACCCUUCCCUGAUCACUGUCCCACCCAUUGAGCAAUACGCGGCUGACUAUACCUUCACUACUCCCAAAUAUUCCUUAGGACAGUAUCAAAAUUACCUCAUGUUUGUUAUUGACGCCAAACACAAAGGCGGUCUACUACUUGACGGACAUCAAUUACCCCACAACCAGAAAUACGUACACAUACCUGGAACCCAUCUGGUCGGAGGGUACAUCAAUAUCACCGUAGGUACUCACACCGUCACCCAUACCAACCCUAACAUCACCAUAGGGGGAAUCCUAUUCGGCAAAGCCAAACUGGAAUCUUAUGGAUUUCCCAUCGGAUUAUUGGUGGAACCUGUCAAUACUGGAUGUGACGCCCCACCGAUGAUCAGAGGGGAUGAAAUCGACAAUGACUGUGAUGGGGAGGUAGAUGAAGAGGACUGUGACGGAAAAGAUAACGAUGGCGACGGAAGGAUAGAUGAAGACUGCAGCGGCGAAGAACUAACUAUAAUUGGAUGAAAUGGAUAUCAUGUCAAACGAAACAAUGCAAGAUAAUAAUAUGGACUUCAUUUUGUUUAAAAUAAAUUCACAAUAAUUGAAAAAAAAAAUGCUGUAAAUUUUACGAAGAUAUUAAGUGUAUAGUAUUUUUACACUAACAAAGUAAAGAAUCGUUAAGGUG